AUUUCCAUCACAAAUUAGCAACACCGCUGAUUUCCCCUCCCUUUUCCUCCAGCAGCCGAAACCCCAAAACCCUAAACCGAUGGCGCCGCCCGCCCCCUUCGCCGGUGCUCGCCUCCUCCUACGCCGCCUCCUAUCCACGGCCACCGAAGCGGUGGCGGAGGCUGCGGCUCCCCCCGCCGCCGCUGCCGCCAAGGCGGCGAAGAAGAAGGACCCGCGGCCGCUCUACCGCCGGCUGUCGGCGCUGGGCAGCGCCGGGGAGGGGAGCGUGUCGCGGGUGAUGAACAAGUGGGUGCGAGAGGGCGGCGAGCCGCGCGCCGACGAUCUCGUCAAGUACGUCAAGGAGCUCCGCAAGUACAAGCGCCACACCCACGCCCUCGAGUUAAUGGAUUGGAUGGUUAAUGCAAGGGGUAUGAACAUGUCACUCACUAACCAUGCAAUACGUCUGGAUCUCAUCUGCAAAGUUCGUGGCAUUGAGGCAGCUGAAAAUUAUUUUACUGGCCUCCCUGAUCCAGCCAAGAACCAUCGAACUUAUGGUGCACUUCUUAAUUGUUAUUGCUCAGCAAAAAUGGAAGAUAAAGCAACAGAUCUCUACCACAAGAUGGAUGAGCUUGGCAUCUCAUCCAGUACGCUACCCAUCAAUAAUCUGAUGUCCCUUUACGUGAAGUUAGGCCAGCAUAAGAAGGUUGACAGCCUGUUUGAGGAGAUGAAAGUGAAGAAUGUUAAACCAGAUAGCCUCACAUGCUGCAUUCUGAUGACCAGUUAUGCAGCAUCAAACAAGAUAGAUGCUGUUGAAGAACUUCUAAAAGAAAUGGUAGAAAAAGACGUGACUCUAGGGUGGUCAGCAUAUAGCACACUCGCUUCUAUCUAUGUAAAUGCUGGUCUGGUUGAAAAAGCAGAGUCUGCUCUGAAGAAACUUGAGGGGCUUAUUAGUUCUAAUGAUGGCAGGCAACCUUUUGAUUUCCUUAUGAGCCUAUAUGCUUCAGCUGGUAAUUUGAGCGAGGUCAAUAGGGUGUGGGACGUGAUAAAGGCCAAUUUCUCUAAGGUGACCAACACAAGCUACCUUGGCAUGCUUCAAGCUCUUUAUAAGCUCAAUGAUUUUGAUCGCAUGAACCAGAUUUUUGAGGAGUGGGAAUCCAAUUAUGAAACCUAUGAUGUGAGGCUGACAAAUAUGAUGAUUCGCAGCCAUCUGAAGAAUGGCAUGACUGAAGAAGCGGAGUCGUUGUGGGAGAAGGCCAAGGAAAAAGGUGCAGAUUUUGACUCCAAAACAUGCGAGUUGUUUCUUGAUCACUACAUGGCUAAGGGGGACAUGAACACGGCCCUGAACUGGGUCGAGAAUAUGACCAAACUCCCCAAGAAAGCAGGGAAGCUCGAUCAGGAUAAGAUCCACAAGUUCCAGAAGUAUUUAGAAGAACACAAGGAUGCCGAGGGUGCUGAGAGGUUCUGCAACUGCCUGAGGACGCUAGGGUGCAUCGACGGGAAAGCAUACGAGUCCCUCUUACACACAUACUUGGCAGCCGGUAAGAGGAGCCCUUCACUCCGUCAACAGAUCAAAGACGAUAAUAUUGAGAUCUGUUACGACAUUGGGAAGUUACUCAAGAGGAUGGGCGACAAGGGUCGAUGAUACACAUUUAUCUUCAACCCCAAUUUUACUUCAGCGAUUAAAUCUUAACUGAUCCCUUCCACGAGCAUCAGAAAGCAGAUGUGAUAAGAGGCAACUGUUUUGGCUAUCUUUCGCUGUUCCAUGUAAAGGAUAGCUCAUGGCUGGGUUGGUGUUCCAGCUUUUGGUGCUCUUGCAAGAAGCACUCCGGAGCAAUCAGAUUCUUCCAAGUGCAACGUGAGGUCUUGUCUACUAGGCUUUUUUUCUGAUACUUCUUUUUUACUUUUCUUCUGAAUGACAUUGCUGUUACAGACUUGCUGUACUAGAGCAAGAAUCCUACUACAGAGUCGUUUCCCUUUCCAUGUCUUGCGGCCAGUGUGCCAUCAGUUUGAUACCCUGACAAUGAUAUGUUCAUGCUCUCC
Messenger RNA from Phragmites australis (common reed), 2019 nucleotides. Its product is annotated as pentatricopeptide repeat-containing protein At4g01990, mitochondrial-like. NCBI's taxonomy places the organism in Eukaryota, Viridiplantae, Streptophyta, Magnoliopsida, Poales, Poaceae. The record is from RefSeq and is a predicted model, not a curated record. The transcript has 2 exons. The coding region runs from base 80 to 1621 and encodes 513 amino acids. Gene Ontology annotation, cellular component: mitochondrion. Gene Ontology annotation, molecular function: protein binding.